Puma concolor (puma) is the source of this 765-nucleotide messenger RNA. The record is from RefSeq and is a predicted model, not a curated record. Lineage: Eukaryota; Metazoa; Chordata; Mammalia; Carnivora; Felidae.
AUGCCCGCCAAGACCCCAAUUUACCUGAAAGCUGCCAAUAACAAGAAAGGAAAGAAAUUUAAACUGAGGGACAUCUUGUCCCCCGACAUGAUUAGUCCUCCUCUGGGAGACUUUCGCCACACCAUUCACAUCGGCAAAGAGGGCCAGCACGACGUCUUUGGAGAUAUUUCUUUCCUCCAGGGGAACUACGAGCUUUUGCCUGGAAACCAGGAGAAGGCCCGCAUGGGCCAGCUGCCCGGGCAUGGCGAGUUCUUCCGGGCCAACAGCACGUCCGACUCCAUGUUCACAGAAACGCCCUCCCCGGUGCUCAAAAACGCCAUCUCCCUCCCGACCAUCGGAGGCUCCCAGGCGCUCAUGCUGCCCUUACUGUCACCGGUGACGUUUAAUUCCAAGCAGGAGUCCUUCGGGCCGGCCAAGCUGCCCCGGCUUAGCUGUGAGCCCGUCGUGGAGGAGAAGGCCCCGGAGAAGAGCAGUCUGUUGGAGAACGGGACAGGCCACCAGGGAGACGUGUCGUGGGGCUCCAGUGGGUCCGCAUCGCAGUCCAGCCAGGGCAGGGACAGCCACUCCUCCAGCCUCUCCGAACAGUACCCCGACUGGCCGGCCGAGGACAUGUAUGACCAGCCUGCCCCGUGCGAGCUCGUCAAAGACAAGACUAAAUCAGAGGAGUCCCUCUCCGAUCUCACGGGGUCCCUCCUCUCCCUUCAGCUCGAUCUGGGGCCCUCGUUUUUGGAUGAGGUGCUGAAUGUCAUGGAUAAAAAUAAGUAA